Cryptomeria japonica (Japanese cedar) is the source of this 708-nucleotide messenger RNA. Its product is annotated as linamarin synthase 1-like. The transcript has 3 exons. The record is from RefSeq and is a predicted model, not a curated record. Lineage: Eukaryota; Viridiplantae; Streptophyta; Pinopsida; Cupressales; Cupressaceae. Bases 1 to 708 code for a protein of 235 amino acids.
AUGGUUUCAGUAAGCGAAAGAAAUCGUCCGGAGAAAAUGAUCACUACUUUGCCCGAGAAUAUACCAGCUGUAUGGCCUAAUGAUCUCAUAUCGUUCUACCACGAGCAUUUUACAUCGGAUCCCAUCUACAAAGCGCUAUUGUUUGAAUCAGGAAUGUGUCACAUGGGGGACUAUGUGUUUGUCAACACCUUUGAGGAAUUGGAAGGAAGAGACGCGGCGGUGGCACUUUCCAUCAAAGGGUGUCCAUCUGUGUCAAUAGGCCCUGUGUUUCUCAUUAACUUUUUAAGAGGGGAGAACUCAAAGCUGAGCAAAAUGUCAAUGUGGGAGGAAGACGAUAGCUGCUUACAGUGGCUCGACAAACAACUCCCGUGCUUUGGGCAGGCUGUUGUUCUGCCCGAGGGAUUGGAAGAACGAACCAAAGAUCGCGCCUUGUUUGUGAAAUGGACGCUGCAAUUGAAGGUCCUUGCACAUCGUUCGGUCGGCUUAGACUUUAAGGACAUGGACAUUGACGAUGGGAGGUUGGUGAGUAGAGAAGAGAUAAGGAGUGUAGUGGUGAGCGUGAUGGAGAGUGAGGAGUCGCAGAAGAAAGUCGAGGAGCUGAAAGAAGUGGCAAGGAAAGCAGUGAUGGAGGGAGGUUCUUCUUGUGAAAAAUCUAUUACAAUUACUAAUUAUUAUCCUCUUAUCUUUGAUAGAUUAUUUGAGCAAUAA